This is a messenger RNA of Prunus armeniaca (apricot), 261 nucleotides long. The record is from the annotation of a GenBank genome assembly. NCBI's taxonomy places the organism in Eukaryota, Viridiplantae, Streptophyta, Magnoliopsida, Rosales, Rosaceae.
AUGGCGAAGAUGCAGAAGCACAACAAUAUCAUCUCUUUCAAACUCAACAACACUCAAAGGCAGCUCUACGACCAACAGUCAGAUUCGGCCCAGCUACAAGAAGGUCUUGAGCAAACCAUGCAGGUAGUGCAAGUAACCAAGCCUAGAGUAUUCUGCCCCUCUUGGAAGAUAUUCAAAGUCUCUGCCAUAACUUUCAUGAGGUCCGAUGGAGGUGGGUUUCUAGGAAUGCAAAUCGUGUUGACCACACAGCAGCGUCACUAG